GAUCAAAAUAUUAAUGUCGUUCAUGGCUCAAGAGGACGGAUCUUCAUCUAUAAGCUCAUCUCCACUGCACUUGUUCUCCUUGAUGUCACUUUCACCUGGAAUCGGAUCACCAUUUCCAUGGCUAAGAGAACUGGAAUCUGAAGAACGCGGUUUGUACCUAAUUCAGCUUCUCGUUGCAUGUGCUAACCAAGUGGCUGCUGGUAGCAUCGAGAAUGCCAACAUUGGACUUGAACAGAUUAACCGUCUUGCAUCUGCAGAUGGUGACACAAUGCAAAGAAUUGCAGCUUAUUUUACUGAAGCACUUGCCAAUCGAAUGCUUAAAGGGUGGCCCGGCUUAUACAAAGCCAUUAAUUGUACUAGAAUCACAUCAUUAGCUGAAGAGAUUCUUGUGAAAAGAUUGUUUUUUGAUCUGUGCCCUUUUUUGAAAUUGUCGUAUUUGAUCACAAAUCAAGCGAUUCUCGAAGCUAUGGAAGAUGAAAAGAUGGUUCAUAUCAUAGAUUUGUGUUCUUCCGAACCUGCACAGUGGAUUAAUCUUCUACAAUCAUUAAGUACCAGACGCGAAGGUCCACCACAUCUACGUAUCACAGGAAUUCAUCAACAGAAAGAGGUCUUAGAACAAAUGGCGCUUCGAUUAAAUGAAGAGGCUGAGAAUUUAGACAUCCCAUUUCAAUUUAAUCCGGUAGUUAGUCGCUUGGAUAAUCUUGAUAUAGAAUCUUUACGUUACAAGUCAGGAGAAGCACUAGCAAUCAGCUCAGUUCUACAACUCCACACUCUUUUAGCAUUUGAUGACGAAAUCAGUAAAAGAAGCAUGAAGCAAGUUCCAUUAGAUUCACAGACUUUAGGUGAUUUUCUCAAAAAAGAUGUCAUAAACACCUUUAGCCCAAGUCCAGAUUCGCCUAUGGGUAAUUCAGGUAAAAUGAUGAACUUCUUGAAUUCCCUUUGGACAUUAUCGCCUAAACUGAUGGUGGUAACUGAGCAAGAAUCAAACCAUAAUGGAUUCAGUUUAAUGGAAAGAGUACUCCAAGCAUUAAACUUUUAUGCUGCAUUGUUUGAUUGUUUAGAAUCAACCGUUGCACGUUCAUCAUUGGAACGCCAAAAACUUGAAAAGAUGUUAUUUGGUGAGGAAAUCAAGAACAUUAUAGCUUGUGAGGGGCUUGAAAGAAAGGUGAGGCACGAGAAGCUUGAAAAAUGGGUUCCACGGCUCGAGUUCGCUGGAUUCGGAAGGGUUCCUUUAAGCUACAACGGCAUGUUGUUAGGUACAAGAUUGCUACAGAAUUACGGAUAUGAUGGGUAUAAGAUGAACGAAGAAAAUGGUUGUGUGGUUAUAUGCUGGCAUAAUCAACCAUUGUUUACAAUUUCCGCAUGGAAAUUUAGAACCUACAGUUAGUUUGUAAGUUGUAGUCCUGUAUAAAAAUAAAACAACUCUGCCCUGUGCUUCUAAAUGUAUGAUCCUCUUUUUAACUAAUAAAAACCUUCAUGAUCUUUU
Erigeron canadensis is the source of this 1486-nucleotide messenger RNA. RefSeq names its product scarecrow-like protein 3. The record is from RefSeq and is a predicted model, not a curated record. Gene Ontology annotation, biological process: regulation of DNA-templated transcription. Gene Ontology annotation, cellular component: nucleus. The coding region runs from base 14 to 1387 and encodes 457 amino acids. Lineage: Eukaryota; Viridiplantae; Streptophyta; Magnoliopsida; Asterales; Asteraceae. Gene Ontology annotation, molecular function: sequence-specific DNA binding; DNA-binding transcription factor activity. The transcript has a single exon.